Solea solea (common sole) is the source of this 2043-nucleotide messenger RNA. Its product is annotated as 5-hydroxytryptamine receptor 7-like. Gene Ontology annotation, cellular component: plasma membrane. Gene Ontology annotation, biological process: circadian rhythm; adenylate cyclase-activating adrenergic receptor signaling pathway; chemical synaptic transmission. The transcript is spliced from 2 exons. Lineage: Eukaryota; Metazoa; Chordata; Actinopteri; Pleuronectiformes; Soleidae. Gene Ontology annotation, molecular function: G protein-coupled serotonin receptor activity. The record is from RefSeq and is a predicted model, not a curated record. Bases 170 to 1606 code for a protein of 478 amino acids.
GAGAGAGAGAGAGAGAGAGAGAGGAGUCGGGACUUUGUGAAAGAAGCGCGUGAGUGGAGCAGGUGGUCCUGUGCUGAGUGGGAGUGGAGCAGAAUCACAGCACAUCUGUGCGCGUCCAUGUCACCAGCGGACCUGGCUGCGCGUCCAUGGAUGAACCGGCAGCAGCAGCAUGGUUAUUAACGGAACCUUGGGCAUGAGGUGGUCGGAGGAGCGCGGCGGCGCGGCAGGAGGAGACAACACCAUCAUCUCUGAGGCGUUCGUGCCACGGCUGCUCAAGAUCGCGCAGAGCGCCGCGGAGGCGGCAGCGGCGGCGACCGCGUCUCCGUCCGCCGCCCCUGGUCACCCGCGGGUGAUGGAAGCGAACGCGACGCGGUGCGGGGAGCAGAUCCUGAGCUACGGCCGCGUGGAGAAGGUUCUGAUCGGCGGCGCGCUCGCGCUGCUCACGCUCUCCACCAUCUGCGGGAACCUGCUCGUGGUCAUCUCCGUGUGCUUCGUCAAGAAGCUGCGUCAACCGUCCAACUACCUGAUCGUGUCUCUGGCCGUGGCUGACCUGUCGGUGGCGCUCGCGGUCAUGCCGUUCGUCAGCAUCACGGACCUGAUCGGCGGCCGCUGGGUCUUCGGUCAGUUCUUCUGUAACGUGUUCAUCGCCAUGGACGUGAUGUGCUGCACCGCGUCCAUCAUGACCCUGUGCGUCAUCAGCGUGGACAGAUACCUGGGCAUCACCAAACCUCUGACGUAUCCCGUGCGGCAGAACGGCGGCUGCAUGGCGAGGAUGAUCGUGUCGGUGUGGCUUCUCUCCGCCUCCAUCACGCUGCCGCCGCUCUUCGGCUGGGCGCAGAACGUGAACGACGGCAGAGUCUGCCUCAUCAGUCAGGACUUCGGCUACACCGUCUACUCCACCGCCGUGGCGUUCUACAUCCCCAUGUCCGUCAUGUUGAUCAUGUACCACAGGAUUUACCGCGCCGCCAAACUCAGCGCUGCCAAGCACACCAUCACCGGGUUCCCCCGGGAGGGGGAGCACGUCGCAGGGGCGACUCCACGAGGGGGGAGAGGUGGGCAGCAGGUCCCCCAGCCGGCGGAGUCUGGGGAAACUGCCAGCUUAGACGGGACGGAGGAGGUGGAGCCUGAGGAGGAGGCGGAGAGUCUGGACUGUGUGGCGGUGGCAUUGAAGCUCCAGCGUGAGGUGGAGGAGGAGUGUAGCACCCGCGUGUCUCGCCUCCUCAAGACUGGCGAGCAUCACCAACGUCGCAAACGCAGAAACCAGUCCAUCUUCAAACGGGAGCAGAAAGCCGCCGCCACGCUGGGCAUCGUGGUCGGCGCCUUCACCUUCUGCUGGCUGCCGUUCUUCCUGAUCUCCACCGUCAGGCCGUUUGUGUGCGGCGUGGAGUGCAGCUGCGUGCCACUGUGGCUGGAGAGGACGCUGCUGUGGCUCGGCUACGCUAACUCGCUCAUUAACCCUUUCAUUUACGCCUUUUUCAACCGCGACCUUAGGACGACCUACAGCAACCUGCUGCGCUGCCGCUACAGGAACAUCAACCGCAAACUGUCGGCGGCCGGGAUGCACGAGGCGCUGAAGCUGGUGGAGAAACCCGACAGUGAUGCGUGACGCCAUGAGAAACCACCACCAGGGGGCGACGCUAACCGUGUGGGGAGGCAGGAUGAUGCUCUACGGAGAAACAGUCGUUACUGUGGGUGGAGCUUUUUAUUGUUAUGUAUUUUCACAAAAUUUAACUAAUCAGUUUUUCAUGCGUGAACGAGCAGAGAACGGCGCCACCUUCAGGUAAAUGACGGAGGAUGAAAGACCUGAAGAGGAAACACCGCCUGACAAUAAAGGUUGACUGAACUUGACUGAUUGUUUAAUUUUUUUUAAAGUAGUUAGCCUAGCAUGAGUACCAGGAAAGUAGUUAGCUUAACCACAGGAACGUUUCUAGCUUAGCACUAGCCCCAGGAGAAUAGUAAGCAUAGCAGUUAGCUUAGCAUUAGUUAUGUGCACGAAUAAAGAGAAAAGUUAGCAAACACAGGUUAGCGUGAGCGCAUUAUGUU